This is a messenger RNA of Gavialis gangeticus (Gharial), 4863 nucleotides long. It is a transcript of the gene DGKH, whose product is annotated as diacylglycerol kinase eta. Gene Ontology annotation, biological process: lipid phosphorylation; diacylglycerol metabolic process; intracellular signal transduction. Gene Ontology annotation, molecular function: ATP-dependent diacylglycerol kinase activity; protein binding. The record is from RefSeq and is a predicted model, not a curated record. NCBI's taxonomy places the organism in Eukaryota, Metazoa, Chordata, Crocodylia, Gavialidae. The transcript is spliced from 30 exons. The coding region runs from base 84 to 3737 and encodes 1217 amino acids.
CUCCCCGGGGAGGGGGGUGGCGGUGGCGGACUGCCCGGGCUGAGCCGGACUCGUGCGCUGUGUCUCGGCAGGAGUGCGGGAAGAUGGCCGGGGCUGAAGCGGGCGUGAGCGGCGCCGGCAUCCAGCAGCAGCAGCACUCGGCGGUGGCGGCCGCCGCGGCGGGGCCCGGGGACGAGUCGUCGGACAGCGAGGGGGAGCACGAGGGGCCGCAGAAACUCAUCCGCAAAGUGUCCACGUCGGGUCAGAUCCGCACCAAGACAAGUAUAAAGGAAGGACUACUAUUGAAGCAAACCAGUUCUUUUCAGAGGUGGAAGAAACGCUAUUUCAAACUUAGAGGUCGUACCCUUUACUAUGCUAAGGACUCAAAGUCUCUAAUAUUUGAUGAAGUCGAUCUGUCAGAUGCCAGUGUAGCUGAAUCGAGCACAAAAAAUGUCAACAACAGCUUCACGAUAAUCACUCCAUUUAGGAGGCUCAUAUUGUGUGCUGAGAACAGAAAAGAAAUGGAGGACUGGAUCAGCUCCCUGAAGUCUGUGCAAUCUAGAGAACAUUAUGAGACGGCACAGUUUAAUGUGGAACAUUUCUCAGGGAUGCAUAACUGGUACGCCUGCUCCCAUGCCCGACCUACCUUCUGUAAUGUGUGCAGAGAGAGCCUCUCUGGAGUUACUUCUCAUGGCCUAUCUUGUGAAGUGUGCAAAUUUAAAGCACAUAAAAGGUGUGCAGUCAGGGCAACAAAUAACUGCAAGUGGACUACGUUAGCCUCCAUUGGGAAGGAUAUCAUUGAGGAUGAAGAUGGUAUAGCUAUGCCUCACCAGUGGUUAGAGGGUAAUUUACCUGUUAGUGCCAAAUGUGCAGUCUGUGACAAGACCUGUGGCAGUGUUUUACGCCUACAAGAUUGGAAGUGCCUUUGGUGUAAAGCUAUGGUUCACACUGCCUGUAGAGAUCUUUAUCCUCGUAAGUGUCCGCUUGGCCAAUGUAAAGUAUCCAUCAUACCUCCCACAGCUCUAAACAGCAUAGACUCUGAUGGUUUUUGGAAAGCUACCUGCCCACCAUCCUGUGCCAGCCCUCUCUUAGUUUUUGUUAACUCAAAGAGUGGAGAUAAUCAGGGAGUAAAAUUUCUUCGUCGAUUCAAACAGUCACUAAAUCCAGCUCAGGUGUUUGAUUUAAUGAAUGGAGGACCUCAUUUAGGUUUAAGGCUGUUUCAGAAGUUUGACAACUUCCGGAUCCUUGUAUGUGGUGGAGAUGGAAGUGUUGGUUGGGUUUUGUCGGAAAUUGAUAAACUCAGCUUGCACAAACAGUGUCAGCUGGGAGUGUUGCCUCUUGGUACUGGAAAUGACCUUGCCCGGGUCCUUGGUUGGGGAGGGUCAUGUGAUGAUGACACACAGCUUCCUCAGAUUUUGGAGAAGUUGGAACGUGCCAGCACUAAAAUGCUAGACAGGUGGAGUAUUAUGUCAUAUGAACUAAAAUUACCUUCAAAGCCUUCUAUUCUUCCAGUUACUCCAGAAGAGGAAUCUGAGGAAUGUCAGAUAUCUGCCUAUGAGGAUUCAGUAGCUGCUCAUCUUGCAAAAAUCCUCAAUUCUGAUCAACACUCAGUUGUCAUAUCAUCUGCCAAGAUAUUAUGUGAAACUGUAAAGGACUUUGUUGCCAAAAUAGGGAAGACCUAUGAAAAAGCUAUGGAAAAUGCAGAUGAAGCUGAUUCCAUGACCCUUAAAUGUUCAGAAUUAAAUGAGAAGCUAGACCUGUUGCUCCAGACUCUUCACACUGAAUCCCAGGCCACUCCCAUGCUGCCACAUAUCACUCCCCCCAUUGUGGAAGAAGAAGUGGAAGAGUAUUCAAGUGAAGAAUCCUUAUCGGAAAGCAAGGAGAGUGAAGGAAAGUCUUCUAUCCAGAAAAUCUUCAAACCAAGAGAACAGUUAAUGCUGCGGGCAAACAGCUUAAAGAAGGCUGUAAGGCAGAUCAUUGAACAGGCAGAAAAAGUUGUGGAUGAACAGAAUGCUCAUACUGAAGAACAAGAGAACCAGUCUGCUCUAGAAUAUAGUAAAGAAUUGGAAGAAUGCAAGGAAGAGGAAAAAGAGGAAGAUACAAGAGAACAUGAAUUCCAGUCAACCAAAACUGCACCAAGAUCUCCAGAUCGACGUACAAGUCGAGCUCUCCAUUCUCAGACAGGCUCUUUCUCUGCCGCAGCCUUGGCAGCCAGUAAAGAAAACCUCCCAGUGCUUAACACUAGAAUAAUCUGUCCAGGUUUAAGGGCUGGCCUUGCUGCCUCUAUUGCAGGAAGUUCUAUUAUCAGCAAAAUGUUACUUGCAAACAUUGAUCCAUUUGGUGCUACUCCAUUUAUUGACCCUGAUCCAGAUUCAUUGGAAGGAUAUUCAGAAAAGUGCGUCAUGAACAACUACUUUGGAAUUGGAUUAGAUGCAAAAAUUUCAUUAGAAUUUAAUAAUAAACGAGAAGAACACCCUGAAAAAUGCAGAAGCCGGACAAAGAAUAUGAUGUGGUAUGGUGUACUUGGUACAAAAGAAUUACUGCAAAGGACCUAUAAGAACUUAGAACAAAAAGUUCAACUUGAGUGUGAUGGACAGUACAUCCCCCUUCCCAGUCUUCAAGGUAUAGCUGUGCUAAACAUCCCAAGUUAUGCUGGUGGGACUAAUUUCUGGGGUGGAACCAAAGAGGAUGACAUAUUUGGAGCACCAUCAUUUGAUGACAAAAUUUUAGAAGUUGUUGCAGUGUUUGGCAGCAUGCAGAUGGCAGUGUCAAGAGUCAUCAAAUUGCAACACCACAGAAUAGCUCAGUGUCGGUCAGUAAAGAUCACCAUCCUUGGAGAUGAAGGGGUUCCAGUGCAAGUAGAUGGAGAGGCUUGGAUUCAGCCCCCUGGGGUUAUUAAAAUUGUACAUAAAAACAGAGCUCAGAUGCUAACGCGGGACAGAGCUUUUGAAAGCACUCUGAAGUCUUGGGAAGAUAAGCAGAAAUGUGAUUCCUGCAAGCCUGUCCUGCGGUCUCAGCUGUACCCUCAACAGGCCAUUGACUUGGCUACAGAAGAAGAAGUUGCUCAGAUCCAGCUGUGUUCACAAGCUGCAGAAGAACUUAUUACCAGAAUCUGUGAAGCUGCAAAAACGCACAGCCUGCUGGAACAAGAGCUUGCUCAUGCUGUCAAUGCAUGUUCCCAUGCAUUAAAUAAAGCCAAUCCAAGGUUUUCUGAGAGUCUUACCAGAAACACUGCCACUGAAAUAGCUGUCAAUGUGAAGGCACUGCAUAAUGAAACGGAAUCUUUACUAGUAGGAAGGGUUCCUUUGCAGUUGGAAUCCUACCAUGAAGAACUGCUGUCUGACGCUUUGCACAGUGUAGAGAUUGAGUUAAGAAAACUCGCUGAGAUUCCAUGGCUUUAUUAUGUUUUCCAAUCAAAUGAUGAUGAGGAUCCCCCUCUGGAUUAUGCUAAAAGAAACAACAGAAGUACAGUAUUUCGCAUAGUGCCAAAGUUUAAAAAGGAAAAGGUCCAAAAGCAUAAGACCAGCUCUCAGCCUGUUCAAAAAUGGGGCACAGAUGAAGUUGCUGCUUGGCUGGAUCUGCUCAGUUUGGGAGAGUACAAAGAAAUCUUCAUCAGCCAUGACAUCCGAGGCUCUGAGCUUUUACACCUGGAAAGGCGAGAUCUUAAGGACCUGGGGAUAACGAAAGUGGGACAUAUGAAGCGAAUUCUCCAGGGAAUUAAAGAGCUUAGCAAGAACACACCUUUGUCUGAUGUGUAAUUAUACUGGUGCUAUCACUGGAAAGAGGAAGAACUGCUAGUUAAGCAAAGCCAUUGAAGGCACUUUGCUGUCUUUGUAGUUUACUAUAUGGAUGAGUAGGCACUGGUAUACCAUGCAAGUUAAUAUAUCUGUAUUCUUGUGUGGGGAAGAGCCUGAUGUAUGAAUCUGAGAGGUUUUGUGCCAAAAAAGAGGUUAUAAAUUCCAUGAUGAUGUUUGCUUAGUGUUUAAACUUGACUGGUUCAAAUAAGCACAUUUUGGUUAAGAGAUCUGUGUAUGGUGAAAUGUGUUGCCUGGAAAGUGUAUUUAAGAAACAAUUGCUUUGCUUUAGGUGGCCCAGUGUGGCUCCUUUUACAGUGCAGUAACAUAUCACUGUACAGCAUAAGGUAGCCUCAAUAUAUUUGAGGCACAGCUGCCCUAAAAGGUUCUGUACAGAGAUGGAUCAUUUUUAGUUUUGCAUGUGAACUGACAUUGCCUCAGGUACCUAGCACUCACUGGCCAAGGAAUAUGGUUAAAGACAACUUGUAUACCAUGAAUGCAAACUAUAAUGCAUGGUAUGCCUGCUUGAAUUGUCCGUUUUUCUGUUGCAUGGCACAUCUGGUAUUUUAAACACUUGAACAACUUUGAUAUCAGUUUUAAUAAGAUUUAAUUUAUUACUACUUGUGCGUCUUUCUUUUUUUUUUUUUUUUUGGUUAUAGGCACUUUUCUAUUCAUUCUUCAGUGUUGUGUUUUACUUAAAUAUGUUCGGUGGCAAAGGACUUGUGGGUGUGAACACUUAGCGACUGUGCCAUAUUCAGCAAAUAAUGUGCAUUAUAUAUGAUUGAAACAUUGUAUAGUUAGAUCUUUAAAUUUGCCAUGUACAGUAGGUAUUUCAGGUCAUUAAUUUAUGAGUGUUUUGGAAAACCGGUACCUCACAAAGUUUACCAAUUGGCUUGUCAAAUGGAAAAUCACAAAGAUUUUUUUUCUCAUGAUUCAUUUAAUGGAGUUCGUUGGUUACCUUGAAUUUCCGUAGCAUAUUUGAACUGUUAAGAAGUAACAAUGCCACUUAAUUUAUUGUGCAAAAAUAUUAAUGCAGUCCUUAUUUAAGUGAGCAGCAAAUUCAUUUUACAUAUCCUAUGUAUGAAAAAGU